Molecule: messenger RNA, 8612 nt
Organism: Procambarus clarkii (red swamp crayfish)
Lineage: Eukaryota; Metazoa; Arthropoda; Malacostraca; Decapoda; Cambaridae
Product: mucin-22
Biological process (GO): negative regulation of transcription by RNA polymerase II
Cellular component (GO): PRC1 complex
Molecular function (GO): promoter-specific chromatin binding
Source: RefSeq, a predicted model, not a curated record
AAGCUGUUCCCCCUGCCGUUAGUGAGCAACAAACAUGGCGGGGGUGGAGUGCGACACUUGUUGACGGCUCUGCCCUUCUUACGGCCGCCCACCUCGCCCACCCGCCCCCAGACGCCCCUCAGUAUGUGACCCAGACAUGCCACAGGUUGCGGGAUGAGCGGGCUGCGUCGGCUCCGCGUAACGGAGCUUCAUCCGAACCUCCUCUGCAUAUUAUGUGGAGGUUAUUAUGUAGACGCUACUACCAUCGUUGAGUGCCUCCAUUCCUUUUGCAAGACCUGUAUUGUGCGUUACUUAGAAUCUAGCAAAUUCUGUCCAAUAUGUGAUGUUCAAGUGCACAAGACGAAACCUCUGCUUAGCAUUCGACCGGACAAAACACUUCAAGACAUUGUAUAUAAGCUGGUUCCAGGAUUGUAUCAGAAUGAAAUGUGUAAGCGGCGAGAAUUUUACUCUUGUCAUCCCGAGACGUCGCCAGCAACACCAGAAGAUGGAGGCAGUGAUGUGGGGAGGUGGUACAUACUGCCAGAUGAUCCAGUGUCUCUGGCACUACACCCAGCACCAGCUGCCUCCACCCACAGAUGUUACAAUAGUCACCUUAUGCCAGCUACAUCAGUAAACUGCUGCUUGAAUGUUAACUCACAAGCAGUGAGGGGAGAUGAGUACACUAACCAAAUAAAGAAAAAUCCACUGGGAGGCCGUGUGCGUUACCUCCAGUGUCCAGCUGGAGUUAGUGUAGCACAGUUAAAGAGAUUACUGCGAGCGAAGUUUGGAGUUGGUCCAUCUCAUCCCUUGGCUAUUCUCACUAGCUCAUCAGACGAUCCACUACACGAGACCUUAACGCUUGUUGAUGUGGCUUAUAUCACAGCAUGGCAAAGGACUGAGCCAUUACAGCUGUUUUACCAAAUAUACGAAAGAGCAAGUAAAAAGAUCAAGCUAGAUCCAGACAGCUACAGUUCUGAAGCUCUCAGCUCCUCUGAAGAAAUGCCAAAACUGGAACCAAGUGUUGGUAGUGAGGUUACCAAUACUGUGUAUGGGUCCUCAUACUCAACAAACAGCCUGUCUGACUACAGCAGUGCUCCUCUUUUACAGGCUUUUGGAGCUUUAGGCUCUGAUUCUCCAGUAAAGGAGGAAUCAGCUGCAGAAACAUCUGUGAUUGAAACCUUAAAAGAUAAAACUGCAGUGACAGGGAAAUCUUUUGAGGUGCCAGAGUUUAAAGAAACUGGAGAUAAAAGUGUGUUAGCUGCUAAACCAAGUGAUACAGUUGAGGAAAUUAUUGAACCUUGUGCAAAGGAUUCCCAAGUAAUGGUGAAAUGUGAGUCACAUUCUAAAUUAGCACAGGGUACUGUUAGUGAUAGUGUUAUGAACAUCGAAAGUGCUAUAAGUGGAUCUAGUGUAGUGGACACCAUUGUGACAUACUCUGGAGCUUACACAACACCAAGCAAUGGUGUGAACGUUGGGGUUGCAUUCAUGCCCGGAGAGCUGGGGUAUAUGAGCCCUGCUGGUGUUCCCUGUGCAAUAAUCCCAAGUGGUGGUUGCGUUCCAAUGACUGGGAGUUGCAUUCCUAGUAAUACAAAUAUUCCUGUUUUGUGUAACACUGAUGUACAUAGACACAUAGGUGAUGGGGUAGCAAGUGCUGUAAACGAAUGGAAUUCAACAGGACCUCUGAAAGACUCCGAAGUAACAAAGGAGAAUUCUCAAGUGCCUGCAGAUGUCAGUUCAAAGAGCGAAGGGGUCAGAGGAAGUGAGGAAGAUGAAGGGAAAGAGGUGCAGCUCAAAAUAAGCGAGUCAGGGGUGAUGAGUGUGUGUGGACGGGACACGACUCUGGAGGGGGUGCUCAACUCCAUUGAAUCGGAAGCUUGUGAACUUUUGUCAAAAAUAGAAAGUGGGUCUCUUUGUGAAGACUUUCCACCUAAAGUUAUGGAAAAACUUGCAGAGAGGAAUCCCUUUGAAGCAGGUAAUGGUACAAAGAAAUCUAAAACUAAAGAUAGAAUAGGUGAAGUUAUACGAAGCAAAGGAGAUACAAAGAUAAAUAAAGAUCGACCACUUCAAAAGGUGGAAAAGAUGAAAUUGUCAAAUACAAAGACUGCUUCCUUAGUUACCCAAAAAUCUGAAAGUGCUAAUUUGAAGGAAACAAAAGUAGUAAAGCCAAAUGUUAAUUAUAAUGUUGAAUCUUGUCCUGAUACUUCAUGCAAUAAUAAACCCAUAACUUACUGUAAAGAUGAACCUGUGGAGAAAGAGCUUGAUAUGAAGCCGCAGGGAGAGUUACAGAAUAAUAAGGAAUUGAAAGACAGUAACACUAAAGAUUCUCGGUCCAGUCAUAUUCCAGCAAGCCUUACUGCAGCAAGUAUGGCUAACCUAAAUAAGCCACAUCUUAAAGUUGGUACAUCUAAAGUUUCUCAAGGAGAGGAUCAUAAAAGUAAAGAACAAAAGCCUAACAAUGGGUUAAAUUCAAAGAAGGAUGCCAAACAAGAAUUAGCAAUGAAAUCAUCACCUGGCAGUGGAUGCAGGAAGUCUUCACAGUCUUAUGGUUACAAAACCUUGAAAACUCCCCCUAAAAGUUGGAACCCUACAAUAUCCAGAGAACAGCUAGCUUUGGUAGCUGGUAAAUCAUCAAUCGGCAAGGGCAACAAAGAGCCCCCUCGGACAAACAAAUUUUUUAAAGCUCGCAAUGCUCCUCGAUUUUUAGGAAAUCCAUCUGCAGGUGUGAAACCAAUGUACUCGCAUAUGGUUGAUAGUAAUGGAUCCCAAAAGCGUGGUGUAGUUUUAAAACUUGACCCCAAAACGUUGGGUCCUGUAUCUGUGCCAGUUAAUAAUGAUGCAAAUCCUCCAACUACAGUCUCGAGUUCAAUUUCCUCUGUGUCUUCCGUACAGUCUACAGCAGCAGAAACAAAGACUCAAACUUCAUUAACUUCACAGCCUGUUGACCAGAAACUCCCCAAUAGUGUUCAUACAGGAUCAUUAGCUCCUGAGGCUCAUGCUGCUGUAUCAAAAGUUGAAGACACAAUAGUUACCAAUACCAAAGCUGCUCUCACAUUGCCUGCAUCAAUAACAAGUGGGUUAAAGGAAAGUACAAAUACAAGUUCAAAAGUCAUUGGUAAUACUAAAACUUUGCAAGACAAAAAUACUCUACAACAUAAAUCUACCAAGAAUGGGAGGUCUUCAAACAACAAUAGUAGUACCAGUAAUAGAAGUGGAAAACUAUCAAGUGCUCAUACAACAGGUAGUAGUUCCAAAGCUGAAGUUAGUGGGUUAAGUAUUUCUAAGGCAGAAAAUAAAGCCAGUGGUGGAACAGUUGGUUUAGUUGGAAACAGCAUGGCAAGCUUUGUUGCCAGCAGCAAUCUCAUGAAUCAUCUGAAAAUGGCUGUUUCAACAGGAAUGACUACUGGUUUCACUCAAGUUAAAGCAGAAACAGUUAAUGCCCUGACCGCUGCUAAUACUGGCCUACAACCACAACAGCAUCUUACUCUAGGUUCACCAGCAGUUGGCGUUAGUAUAAUUCCUUCCUGUGGGGUAUCUUUUCCAGGGGCUAUUGGUACUCUUCCAUUGCCUUACUACACUAAUCCCUCCCUGGCCUACCCAGCAUACCCUUAUUUGUAUCAAGGAGCAGAGACUAUUGGCCUUAUACCUCCACAUCAUUCUGCUUCAUUUAUCCCAACAUUCCCUGCAUGUCUCCCACCUCGGUCCCCUCUUAGCCCACGGAACAUUGGAGGGGCAAAGAUGAUGCCAGAACUACCUUUGCAAUCAAGCCUCCUUCCUAUGGUACCUCUGGUAUCUCAGGUUCCUGCUCAGACAAUGUCUCCAAGACCAAUGACUCCUCCAUCUCCUAGGACUCCAACAUCAACUCAGUCUCCGAGGCCAUAUCCAGCUCAGUCUCCUAGACAGUCUAUCACAAAUCAGUCUUCAAGGCCACUUACACCUCAGUCUCCCAAAUCAUUAUCUUCAGUACAGACUACAAGACCGCAAACUCAGUCUCCAAGACAACUUUCAAAUCUUCAGCCAGCAAUUAGUCAGUCUCAUAGAUUAAAUAAUACUAGUUUGCUAGUUACCCAGCCCCAGUGCAUAACAGUAUCUGGCCAGUCAGAGAAAUUUCAGUUUGGGUCCCAACAAAUGUCUUCAUCAACCCACUUAGUUCCAGAGUCAUUGAUAGUCCCAAACUCUACUUCUGUCUGUCCACAAAAUUCAUCAUACAAACAAAAUGCAUGUGUACAAACAUCACUCUCACACACUUUAAUGUCCCCCAAAAAUGCUUGUAAUUCCCUGAAUUCAUCUAAGCCUCAUGUGCCUCAGUCUCCAAGAGCUAUGAUUAGUAAUCACCCUGGGGCCUGUCUCAUGCAAGUAGUAACCCCCACGAGCUCACAAUCCAGUAUGCCUCAUCCUCCUCAGUCUCCGAAGCCCAACAGACCACAUACUCCACAAUCUCCCAGAUCUUUGUGCUCUGCCCAGGGUGCAGUAAUGCAGACACAUGUUAAUAGGGUUUCCCAAUCGAAUUCACCUCUGUCUAGACACCAGGGGAUAUCUCAACAGCCAGAAUUAAGAAUAGCUAACAGUACCAAGGACAAAGCUAAAAACGUUGAUAGCAUAAUAUCUGGUCUUCUAGGUGGACUUUCCAAUUCAUUACCUAGCUCUGUUGUAUCAUCCUCGUUGUAUCCGAUUUCCCCGGUCAGUUCAUCUAUUUUAACAAGUGGGUUGAAUACUUCCGUAACUAGUGCUUCUGGGAAUAAAUUACAUUUUCCUCAUGGAACACAUGUUUCGGUUUCCUCAAAUAUCCCUCCGCUGUACCAAAACAGUAUUGUAAAUUCUCUGUCAUUACCUCUAACUAAUACGUUAGUCUCUCCUGAAGUGUCAGCUGCAACUACGUGUAUGUCAUUUUCAUUGUGCAAUUCAUCAGCUGCACUCCCUAUUUCCUUGGGUAAUGUAUCUACUUCAUUACCAGUUUUAACUUACAACAGUUCUGCUCCCUCUAUACCUACCUGUCCUGUGUCAAUUCCCCAAGCCUUCUAUCCAAGUAACACUGCACUUUCAAUGAAUUUACCACCAAGCACUUUACAAUCUAUCUCACAGUCUUUAAAUACUACACAGGCCCCACAGUCAGCAUCUUAUAUUAAUGUAACUGCGGGGAGCACACCCAGGAGCAGUGCAUCACUUGUAUCUGCAUCAACUAACAACAGGACAGGUUUUGCAUGUAUACCUUAUAGAGAUCCAGCUGUAUUAACAAUGCCCACAGAAACUCUAGCAUUUUCUCCCAUUCCUUCAAGCAGCAGCGGGGGCAGUGUUUUGACUAUGCCUACCAGUUUCACUACGGCUGCUGUGACCAUGCCUAUGACCACAGCAACAUUAGUAACAAAGUCUCCAUCUGUUACCAGUGUUAUGGGUGUACAGAAUAGUACUGCUUGUACAACUGUACCUAUGAUGUGCACAUCUGUUACACCAUUAGUCAGUACCUCUUAUGUACCUCUAAGCAGUACAUUAACUAUGUCUGCACUGAAUGGAGAUGUUGUGAACACAUCAGUACCCCUAAGCAGUAUAUCAAGUGCACCCUUAUCCUUAAGUAGUAUGGGAAGUUUGCCUAUACUCUCCAGCAGUCCAAAACAUACAACAGUCCCCAAUAGUAGUACAGCAAAUACAACUAUACACCAGAGUAGUACAAUGAAUACAACUGUACCUCAAAGUAGCACAGCAAGCACAACUAUACCCGAUUGUAGUACAGCAAGUGCAACUGUACCACAAAGUAGUACAAGUACUACUAUACCCUUUAGUACAGCAAGCACUACUGUACCCCAUACUAGUACAGCAAGAACUACUGUACCCCACACUAGUACAGCAAGUACUAUUGCACCCCAGAGUUUUACAGCAAGUUUAGCUGUAUGCUCAAGCACUAUAGGAAGUACAACUGUACCCAUAAGUAGUACGGGAAGUAUAUCUGUACCCCAAAAUGACACGGUAACUACUGCUGUAUCUGCAACUUGUAUGGUAGUUGCAUCUGCACCCAGUAAAAGUACUGUUGGAACUUUGAGCAGCUCAUCUGAUAAAACUUUGCCAGUAAGUAAUAAGGAAAUUAUGACAGUAUCCCCAAGCAGUAAAGCUAUUGCAACUGCACCUGUAAGCAGUACAGCGGGUACUACCAUUGUCCCUGGCAGUACAGCAGGUACUACUAUAACCCCUGGCAGUACAGCGGGUACUACCAUUGUCCCUGGCAGUACAGUAGGUACUAUCAUAGCCCCUGGCAGUACAGCAGGUACUACCAUUGUCCCUGGCAGUACAGCGGGUACUACCAUUGCCCCUGGCAGUACAGCAGGUACUACUAUAACUCCCGGCAGUACAACAGAUACUGCUAUAACCCCUGGCAGUACAGCAGAUACUACCAUAGCCCCUGGCAGUACAGCAGGUACUACCAUAGCCCCUGGCAGUACAGCAGGUACUACCAUAGCCCCUGGCAGUACGGCAGGUACUACCAUAGCCCCUGACAGUACGGCAGGUACUACCAUAGCCCCUGGCGGUACGGCAGGUACUACCAUAGCCCCUGGCAGUACAGCAGGUACUACCAUAGCCCCUGGCAGUAUGGCAGGUACUACCAUAGCCCCUGGCAGUACAACAGGUAGUACCAUAGCCCCUGGCAGUACAGCAGGUACUACCAUAACCCCUGGCAGUACAGCAGGUACUACCAUAGCCCCUGGCAGUACAGCAGGUACUACCAUAACCCCUGGCAGUACAGCAGGUAUUACCAUAGCCCCUGGCAGUACAGCAGGUACUACCAUACCUGUUGUUAAUACAGGUGGUGCAGUGGUCUCCUCCAGCAGUACAUUAGAUACAUCCAUAUCUAUUUGCAACACUGCUGGAAUAACAAUACCCGUCAGUAGUACAGUUGUGGUUGCUCGGUCUCAAAGCAGUGGAUGUUUUGCCCCCUGUGGUACAGUGGGUGGGAAUUUGGUGUUAAGUGCGAAGGAGAGAGGUGGCUCUGAGCCACAGUCAAGUGCCUGUACCCCAGUCUGUGAUGUGACGCAUGUGAUUGAUGCCAAACAGCAGUGUGCUGAACCAAGUGUCAGCAGUAGUGGUGGCCCCAGACCAUGCCUCAAGAGUUAAUGUUGCACAGUUAAGGGCACCAAUGUUGUUGGAUGCCACAUAUAUAAGCUUAUAUGCUAUGGUGUACCUUACCUGCCAUUUAUUUUGUAAAUUAUAAUUAUAAAUUCACAAAUAUCCUUUUAUCAGUGUGUUUCAAACACUUAUUAGUCACUUUUAAAGUGCUAGUUAGGGACACUUCAUUUUCUAUCUUUCUACUACAUGAUAUUUUCUUUGCUUCAAUAAGAAAACUUUCAGUAAGGUAGCAAAGACAAAAUCAACUUACCCCAGGAGACUACUCGUAUUUUCUUUUGGUGUAAAUUUGAUUGAUGCUUCUUUGCUGCCUCACCAUUUGGAAGCGCGCACACGGCUCCUCCUCCUUCCUUGUACUUUUCCUGUGCUCUGCAGGUGAUGAUGACAUGUUGGGCAAAGUAUUUUAAUCUUCUUCAUCUUGACUCGAGCAAUGUCGAACAAGACUACGUACAUAGUUAUAUACUGCUACUCUAUUGAACAGAUUUAUUUUUCACUAGUUUUUAUACAUAGUACAGAUUUUUUAAUUUGUAAGGCAGUACAGGAACUUUCUAUUUUGACCAAUUGUGAUAUGCCUGGUAUUUUGAAGGACUUACAUUACAAUUGGAAAAUGAAUUAGUGCAUUGGUACUAUAUAGUACAGUAUUCUAUUUAAUACACAGUUUACAAAUUGACCCCAUGAUUGGUUUGAACUUUAAUGUGAACAAUUUCACAUUACUUGUGAUACUCCAACAUUCAGGAUUUUUGUAUAAAAUGUGAAACGACUUGUAGUGAUAAAGAAACUUUGUAUUACCAAGUAAGAUCUUGUUUCAAAAGUUGUUAAUGAUAUAACAAAUGGUAUUAUUGUGCAACAAAUUUCUGUUAAUUUUGUACUGUUACUGGUUGUCUUGCAAUAUUCGUGUCAGUAAUAUGUUAAGAAAUCCUGUAUUUUAUGUUCUUAUCAUUGGGUAUCUUAUCGAAAUUGACAGAUGUGACUUCUUCGAGUGUCCUUAUUAGUUCUCAAUGUUAGUGAAGAUUUUUUUUAUUUUAUUUUUUCUUCUCCCCAAUUUUCACUGAGAAGCUGCUUGGGCACCGUCAGUACCAGUGAUCCAACUUUAGCUUUAACACAGAGUGGCUGUGUUUCUCACACUUGUGAUUAUUCUUGAGGUUAAUUCAAGUAUAAAUUUUGAAUAACUUCGUAAUCAUAGUUAUGUAGUGCAUUUUAUUAAAAAAAAAUGGGAAAAAGGGUGGGUGGGGGGGGGUGCUGGGAGAGGAGGUUUGUAAUAGACUUUGUUGACUGUGAUUGGUUUAAGCACUAAUGUGGUUGUUAAUAAAGCUUACAUUGCAAACAGGAAUAAAUCUUCUCCUCGCACCAGCCUGCUGAACUUAGUCAUGAAGUAGUGAAUGCAAUUAUGAGCUAAAUUUUUUAUUUUUACAUGAAUAGACAGUGAUAUUAUAGGAGUUAAACAUGAAACACUGAAGUGGAGGCCAUGCUGCUAAUUAUUGGUUGGUUAUUGGAGGUAUUGUUUUGAAAUGUUAUAUAUAUAUAUA